Messenger RNA from Cephus cinctus (wheat stem sawfly), 2181 nucleotides. RefSeq names its product WD repeat domain phosphoinositide-interacting protein 3. The record is from RefSeq and is a predicted model, not a curated record. Bases 144 to 1178 code for a protein of 344 amino acids. Gene Ontology annotation, molecular function: phosphatidylinositol-3,5-bisphosphate binding; phosphatidylinositol-3-phosphate binding; protein binding. Gene Ontology annotation, biological process: autophagy of mitochondrion; protein localization to phagophore assembly site; protein lipidation. Gene Ontology annotation, cellular component: phagophore assembly site membrane; extrinsic component of membrane; cytosol. The transcript is spliced from 6 exons. Lineage: Eukaryota; Metazoa; Arthropoda; Insecta; Hymenoptera; Cephidae.
CUUCUUCUUGGCAUGCGCGAAAAUGGUGUCGUUAUUCCGUAGUAGCAACCGGACGAUAUCGCGGUAUUUGCCGGCGAAGAUGUGAUUGAAUUCAACACGUAAACUAUCCCGUGGCUGGACGAGGAACGACAAAGUGGUUUGCAAUGAAUUUAACCGCGGGAAAUCCGCACGGGAAUGGCUUGCUCUACGCCGGCUUCAAUCAGGAUCAAGGAUGUUUCGCUUGUGGAAUGGAAAAUGGAUACAGGGUAUACAACUGCAACCCUCUCAAAGAGAAGGAACGACACGAUUUUAGCGAUGGGGGUCUGGGCUAUGUCGAAAUGCUCUUCAGAUGUAAUUAUUUAGCUCUCGUUGGUGGUGGAGCUAAGCCUAUGUAUCCAACGAACAGAGUGAUGAUAUGGGAUGACCUCAAGAAGUCACCGGCUAUAACAUUGGAAUUCAAUGCUCCCGUGAAGGGAGUAAAGUUACGUCGUGAUAGAAUAGUCGUUAUACUUGAAGGUGUUAUUAAAGUUUACACCUUCACGCAAAAUCCUCAGCAGUUACAUGUUUUUGAGACGAAUCCCAAUCCACGAGGAUUGUGUGUUUUAUGUCCAAACAGUAACAAUUCCUUACUAGCCUUUCCUGGCCGCAAGAAUGGGCAUGUACAAGUGAUAGAUCUGGCAAACACAGAGAAACAGCCUCUCAAUAUAGAAGCACAUGAAACUCCUCUCUCUUGUAUAGCAUUGAAUCUUCAGGGUACGAGGUUAGCUACAGCCUCGGAGAAGGGUACCUUGAUAAGGGUUUUUGACACUCAAACUGGAAAUAUGAUAAACGAACUGAGAAGAGGGGCUAAUCAUGCGAAUAUAUACUGUAUAAACUUCAAUCAUGACUCAACAUGGUUAUGCGUGGCCAGUGACCACGGUACCGUUCACGUCUUUGCUGUGGAGGAUCAGAAACUGAAUCGUCAAUCUAGCUUAGCGUCAGCCACUUUCCUGCCAAAGUACUUCAGCUCGAGUUGGAGCUUUUGCAAGUUUCAGGUGCCAGAUGGUCCACAGUGUAUGUGUGCAUUUGGCACAGAUAACAAUAGUAUUAUAGUGAUAUGUGCUGAUGGUAGCUACUAUAAAUUUGUGUUCAACAACAAAGGCGAAUGCACAAGGGAUUUUUACGCCCAGUUUCUAGAGAUGACCGACGACAAGAUGUGACUUCAAGAGGUUCAAGAUGAACCUAGCUAACUACGAAGUGUCGACCUUCUCACGGCGUUGCGGCGUCGUUUUCGUUCUGUCCGUCAAUUACUCGAAAGAAGAGGCUGAACUCGCGAGGUACGCAUAUAUCCUGAGAUACAGAAUCAGAUUGACCUGGACUGACCUCACGAGUGGACCAAACGAAGGGGCUGUGUGAAUUCCAAGUGGAGUCAAGUCCAUAGAGCAAACACUGUUCUUUCUUUUUCAUAUGUAUUCUCGCCCUGGACUGAUUUAGUAUGUAAAAAAACAAAAAAAAAUGUGUUAACAAGAGUCUGCCUGUCUAUAUUAAACAAGUUAAUAAUAUUACCAAACUCCUGGCUGCUGUUGGCUCAAGAUCGUCUUAUCCUGCUACAAAUUUGCUUUAUGCUUCAUAACAAUGAAAAUCAACGCAAUGUUUACUACAUUGUCACACGAAACUUCUUUUGACAAUGAUAAAUUUCUUGUGUGCAGUCCAAACUGGCACGACUCCAAUUGUGAUCAUUAUAAAUUGUAAAGUAGUCACCCGCACAGGACUGUACAUGAUUAUAUCAUGUAGGAUGUUGUAGUGUCUUGAGCAAUCCAAAGAUACUCUGCUGGGUGUAAUGAUAAUUGGACGAAUUUAAAGAAAAAGUGAUAAUAGGCAAAAUUACAAAAUUAAGUAUAUAAUCACGAUCAUAUUCACGUCAUGAUCUAAACCAAAUAAAACUUUCUAAAAAAAAAAAAAAGAUUAAUAAACAUAAGCGAAAUUCACACGAUGACAUUGGACAAUCUUCAAAAUAGCAAGUGCAUAAUUGUGACACGUAAACGUUAAUAGGUUCUUUAUAAGCUUUAUUCUUAAGUUUCCAUACAUUUAUUAUACAUAUACACAAGAAUUAAGUAAUUAUAUUUAACAGUGGAUAUCGAGAUAUCGCCACGAGAAAAGGCUAGGAUUGUAAUUUCACGGGGAUGCUCAUUUCGUGAUAAGGAAAUAAAAAGAGGAAAUUUA